Molecule: messenger RNA, 1665 nt
Organism: Pelagomonas calceolata
Lineage: Eukaryota; Pelagophyceae; Pelagomonadales; Pelagomonadaceae
Source: the annotation of a GenBank genome assembly
GCGUGCCGCGGCGCGGCCCGCGUCCGCCCCGCGGCCCUGGCCGCGCGGUACGCGUCGUCCCACGGCGCCGGCGGCUCGAGGCGUCCCGUCGCCGGGUUCACCCAGCAGCCCUCCACGAGCGUCUCGUCGCGCCGCGGCGCGCGGCCGCCGCCCGCCGCGAAGGCGUACACCGCCGCCGCGCCGAGCGCCAGGAGGACGGCGCCCGGGCCGAAGAGCCGCUCCAAGGACGUGACGGGCGCCGCGGUCCCGGCGUUCGCGCGCGCGCGCGCCCGGCUCGCCGCCGCCGCGUCGCCCUCCCAGGCGGGUUUGUGCGCCUCGUCGUGGAGCGCUCGCUUCGCUUUGUCUCCGAUGAUUUCCCAGGCAUCGGCGAUGGCCCGGAAGCGCGUCGCGUCGCCGCUCCGGUCGGGGUGGUGCUGCUUGGCGAGGCGGAGGUACGCCUCCUUCGCCUCGGCUCGUGUUGCUGUUGGAGGUACGCCGAGCGUGUCGUACGGGCAGCUGCCGAGGCGCCGCCGCGAUGCUCGCCGGAGGUGGUGGACGAGGGGGCGUGCGCCCAGCAUGUGUGCAGAUGUCUAAGCCAGGCUGUGCUGCAGCGCACUUAGCUAAAAAGCCUCGGUAGCAAGUAAUCGAUCGAAAGAAUGAAUUCUAUCACAAUAACGCUACCCUUGCGGCGCGAGACAGCGGCCUGCGCAGGCGUGUGCGGCAACCAGGUUGCUAGUGCCUUACAGCACGCUAGCCUCGCAUCUUCGCGUUUUUGCCUUUUUCACAUCAACGCGAGCCAGUGGCGCUUGCGUGCGCGUUGAAGUGCUCUCGCAGCAGUUUCAGCGAGCCGUCGUCAGCCAAGAGCGCUGCGCGUCGGCCGCGCAGCACGAGAGCCCACACGCUGCGCCGCCGCCGGCCGCACAGCAGCCAAGCCCUGCAAACAUGGCCCCGCGCCGCUAUACCGGCCCUCUGGCGGCCUUCUGGAUCUUUUUACUGGUGGCCUGGGGCCUCAACGCCACGGCCAUAUCGAUGGGCAUCAGGACGCUGCUCAGUCGACUCGGCCUCUGCAAAGCACCGACGCACAUGGAGUUUUUACAAGCACUGAUGGCCUUCCUACAACCAGUGAUUGUGGAGCGGGGCCAGCCGCCGUCCGACGAGGGCUGCAUUGUGCUCUGCAACCACGUGAACUGGGCUGAUUUCGUCCUGGACAUUGUGUUUCUACCAAGAGGUGUUUUUGUGUCGAGGAAUGCGUUAUAUGUCGUCUUCUGGCCGGCUUCUUUCCUAAGAGACUGGAUGUUUAGCGACAUGAUCUUCUUCAAGCGGUCCAAGACCGUCAACAGUAAAGCGAAGCAGGACCUCUACGAUAGGGUAGCGCAGAAGUGCCAAGAUGGAAGGCACGUCAUUGUGUAUGCGGAGGGCACGCGGAACAACACGGGCGUCCAGAAACCGCUCAAGGUCGGUCUGAUCAAGCUCGCCUACGAACGAAAUAUACCUUUAUAUGUCUCGAUGGUCGCGAACAAGGAGGCUAUUGUGGAUGAGAAGCGCCUCUCCGUGACCUUCGGCGCCGAGGUGCGCAACGCCAUGAGCGGUCUCGUGCGGCCGGGCGACCACGCGGACUUCGCCUCCUUCCUGCAAGCGGCGCAGGGCGCCUGGGACGGCGUCUGGGCGCGGACGCAUAAGAGCUAG